Messenger RNA from Colletotrichum higginsianum IMI 349063, 288 nucleotides. RefSeq lists its product as uncharacterized. The record is from RefSeq and is a predicted model, not a curated record. Bases 1 to 288 code for a protein of 95 amino acids. The transcript is spliced from 2 exons. NCBI's taxonomy places the organism in Eukaryota, Fungi, Ascomycota, Sordariomycetes, Glomerellales, Glomerellaceae.
AUGUUCCUCCCUACUCGGCAACGUGGUGCCAAAGCCGCCCUAUAUCCAGUCAUCCUAGGCGUUUCUGCUCAGCCCUCGAAGGCCCUCCCGCCUGCUGGUUUCUUGAUUCUUUUCAUCCGUAGCAUCACGGUGAAUGCCCGAUAUCGACAAGGCCAUGUGGACCUUGAACAGCAGCUCGUUCGCAAGACACUACGAACCUCGGUCUUGGGCGCGGCCAACAAUGCGACAACUAUCCUCCAUGUUCACCUGGAGCGAGCAGGGGGUGUAGAACCGAGAGAAGACUCGUAA